Oppiella nova is the source of this 448-nucleotide messenger RNA. The record is from the annotation of a GenBank genome assembly. Lineage: Eukaryota; Metazoa; Arthropoda; Arachnida; Sarcoptiformes; Oppiidae.
AUUGCCUUUUGUGACUUGAAAUCUGUGCACAAAUAUGGGUGAAUCGCAAGACAUGAAUCUAUUGAUCGAUUGUAUCGUAAACUAUGCCAAAGAAUAUCACGUCAAGAGAUUGGAUCCGUUUUACAUGCGAGACAAGCAGACUAUGGAUUUCAAUGAAUACGUGACAGUAAUCAUAAACCAAUGUAUAAUAUUUGGCGCAACGAAUAUCAAACGGGUGUCAAAUGACACACAAUUCAAGUCAUUGGGCGACAAGAGGUUCAGCAUCGGGUGCGACCUACUGAUGACUGACCUGCGGGUGAACGUGAACUUUGACGCCAAACUCGGUUUCCCGAAGUAUCGACUGCACCCACAGCUCAAGACCUGCUGUGUGUCCAUCAAUUCAUUCGUGUUUAACAUUGAGUUCAUACUGAAUAUCAAACAGCAGUCCAUUCGCGUGAAUCGGGUCUCA